Trifolium pratense (red clover) is the source of this 1779-nucleotide messenger RNA. Its product is annotated as alkane hydroxylase MAH1-like. The record is from RefSeq and is a predicted model, not a curated record. Bases 13 to 1527 code for a protein of 504 amino acids. The transcript has a single exon. Gene Ontology annotation, molecular function: monooxygenase activity; heme binding; oxidoreductase activity, acting on paired donors, with incorporation or reduction of molecular oxygen. Lineage: Eukaryota; Viridiplantae; Streptophyta; Magnoliopsida; Fabales; Fabaceae.
GCCAUUAAAAAAAUGUCUUUGUUUCAGUACUUCUCAUUAUUUGUAGCCAUUCUCUUCAUAUUCUACAAUAUAUGGAGAUGGAAAAAAAAGGAAUUUAUACCAAAUUGGCCAAUAAUUGGCAUGCUUCCAUCAAUUUUGUAUAAUCAAUCCAAUAUUCAUGAUUAUGUAACCUUAUUUUUGAAACAUUAUGGUGGCACUUUUCAUUUCAAAGGACCUCGGUUCACAAACAUUGCCAACUUUAUCAUCACCAGUGAUCCUAUGAAUGUGCACCACAUCACUAGCAAGAAUUUCACCAACUAUGGGAAAGGGUCUGAUUUCCAUGAGAUUUUCGAAAUUCUUGGUGUUGGUAUUUUCAAUUUGGAUUCUAAUGAAUGGAAACAAGAAAGGACAGUACUUCAUUCAAUUAUCAAAAUGAAAAACAUUGAGAUAUUCCAUCAAAAAAACAUUCAAAAGAAGCUAGAGAAUUGCCUAUUACCAUUUCUUGAUCAUCAAGCAUCAAAAGGUGUACAAGUAUUUGAUUUACAAGAUAUUCUUGAGAGGUUCACCUUUGAUAUUAUUUGUACUCUUUUAUUUGGAUUUGAUCCUAAUUCCCUUCCUUACAAGUUCAAUGAGUUACCAGAUAUCGGUUGCUUAAAUGCUAUUUCCUUGCUUGAGGAUAUGCUAUUGUCGAGACACUAUAUUCCAAAAUGUAUUUGGAAGCUACAAAAAUGGCUACAAAUUGGUCAAGCAAAGAAGAACAAAGUAGCUGAAGAAAAUCUUCACCAAUUCAUAUACAACUCCAUAUCUUAUUACAAAGGUGAUGAAGAUGUGGAUGAAUCUCCUUCUUACUUGCUAAAAGAACUAAUGAAGGAAGGAUCGGGAAACAACGAAAAGGCUAAGGAGUAUAUUAGAGACACAACACUAAAUCUCUUGGCUGCUGGAAAUGGAACAAUAAGUUCUGGUCUCAGUUGGUUUUUUUGGCUUGUUUCAAAUCAUCCUAUUGUAGAAGCUAAAAUUAUUAAAGAGAUCAAAGAUAAUCGUCUAACACAAGAGGAGAAUUUUGUCACUAAUUUAAGUGUAGAAGUUCUUGAUAAGCUAGUUUACCUUCAUGCAGCUAUAUGUGAAGCCUUAAGGCUUUAUCCUCCUUUAGCAUUUCAACACAAAUGUGCAAUCAAAGAUGAUAUACUAUCUAGUGGAGAUCAUGUAAGUCCAAAUACAAAGUUAAUAUAUUCUUUGUAUGCGAUGGGAAGGAUGGAACAAAUAUGGGGUGAAGAUUGUUUGGAAUUUAAGCCUGAGAGAUGGAUAUCAGAUAGAGGACAAAUUAUAAAAGUACCAUCUUACAAGUUCAUUGCAUUCAAUGCAGGUCCUAGAAGUUGUACUGGUAAAAAUAUGAGCUUUAUUCAAAUGAAAAUGGUUGCAGCUACAGUGUUGUGGAAAUUUCAUAUAAAGGGGGUGGAAGGUCACUCUAUUACUCCAAAAGUUUCUAUCGUUCUUCGCAUGAAACAUGGAUUUAAGGUCACAGUUAGCAAAAAGAUUCAUUUGAUAUAAGAGUUAAAUUUCUAUGAAUUCUUGCUUGUGUAUUUUUUGGUGUGUUUUUGUGUGUUUGUCUAAUUUGAGUGUUUGGUUUAUAGUUGUGUGUACUUAUGCUUUUAGUAUUGAUUUGUACUUUAAACUUUUUCUUGUCAUUCUCAUAUAUAUAAUAUUAUAUUUGUCAUUAAAAAAUUCCGUUUUAGUGGCAAUCUUCUAAAAGGUAAUUUGAGAAUGUAAUUAAUAAAAAUAUAGUGUACCCUAAAUUAAUAG